Cylindrotheca closterium is the source of this 513-nucleotide messenger RNA. The record is from the annotation of a GenBank genome assembly. NCBI's taxonomy places the organism in Eukaryota, Bacillariophyta, Bacillariophyceae, Bacillariales, Bacillariaceae.
AUGCCUACUGGAACCAACGUACCAAUCACUCAAGACUGGGGAGCAGUAAAUGUUGGAAAGAGCUCUACUUACAAGAAGCCAACAACUUCUCAUGGCAUCGACGCCGCCAAAAAAAAUGGAAUGCUUGCCACUGAGAGAAAAUAUGGAGCCGGGGGAAAUGCAUCUGCUCACACUGGCACAAUCAUGUCAGCAAGAAAGCUCGAGGAGGCCACUGAUGUUGGAAAAAUCGCAAAGGUCGACAAGUCCCUAAGUAAGGCCAUCAUGCAAGCACGUAUGGCGAAGAAAAUGACACAAAAGGAUCUCGCUACCGCCAUCAACGAAAAGCCGCAAGUAGUUGGACAAUACGAAUCUGGAAAGGCAAUCCCAAACCCUCAAGUCAUUAGCAAGCUAGAGCGCAAAUUGGGAGUCAAAUUGCCCCGUGGCGGAAAGAGCAAGGCACCACCAAAGGCCGGUGGAGCCACAAAAGCUGCCAAAGCUGGUCUCACCCGUGGAGGCCCGCCCAAGAGACGAUAG